AUGAAACGUCAGGCGAAUAAAGUUGACUGUUCCAGAGACCGAUUCCACUCAAAUGCCAACGGUCUCAUUCGUGGCAAACUCUACGCAGUUCACUCGUACUACCGAUGCAUGUUUGAAAUCCCUUUGGAAGAUGUCGAGGGCGAAAAAGGCAUGGCUGUGACGCCAUUUACGAAGUGGUCAGAAAUAAAACUCCACCUGGCGGACACCAUCGACGCCGAGCCCGUCGUCAUUCACAGGGAAACAAAACCACCUAAAAAUCCCUUUGGUGCAACACAUGCCUACGGCUAUCAGGACAUAAUUUUUGAGGUCAGUUGA
Dibothriocephalus latus is the source of this 315-nucleotide messenger RNA. The record is from the annotation of a GenBank genome assembly. NCBI's taxonomy places the organism in Eukaryota, Metazoa, Platyhelminthes, Cestoda, Diphyllobothriidea, Diphyllobothriidae.